This is a messenger RNA of Clonostachys byssicola, 978 nucleotides long. The record is from the annotation of a GenBank genome assembly. Lineage: Eukaryota; Fungi; Ascomycota; Sordariomycetes; Hypocreales; Bionectriaceae.
AUGGCUCGAACUUCCUCUGGUGAGACCGCAGCAACGUCGGUUGCAAGCGAAGAAAAACAAAACUCGAUCACGGCCUUGUGUACUCUGGAUAUCUCUACUAUCAAAAUAGAACCUCAUGAUGAUCUCGGUAUUAUUAUUGGUAAUAUUCCAUAUAGGUCAUCUCUUACCAAAAUCGAGGGUGUAACUAUCGAUAAGUUCACCCAAUGGAUCGAACCACCAAAAAAGCAUGGUAGACUCUUUUUUUACAGCUCCGAGUAUGAGAUACUGAUCGUUAAAUACCCAAUAUCUCUUGUGCAUGAGAGGCUCCAUGGCGAACUCUACGACAGGCUUCGAUAUCAAACGUAUGGCACUUCUCUUUUCAACGAGAUGGUUGGAUAUGGGUCAACAACAUACUUUCCGGAACGGUUAUUGUGCAAUAAUAAGCAGACAAUAUUCCUAAAUAAUGACCCAAUGAUUUCUGGAUCAACUACUGCCGGAGAAGGAGACUCGAGCCUGGGACUCAUGGUUGGGAGCAGAAACAACGGUUGGCCUACUAUUGUUAUAGAAGCCGUCUGGUCACAGAGUAAAGCUGCUUUGGUGGCCAAGGCAAACUGGUGGCUUGAGGCUUCAAAUGGCGCAGUGAAAAUUGUGCUCUUGGCUAUUGGAUCUCCGCUUCGAAUUCAAAUUGAGAAGUGGAAGGCCAGCCCUAUACCGCCAAGCCCUACAGCACCAAGCCGACCGAACACGCGCCUUCACGCCGCUCUCCUGAGAGAAGCCGAACGCCCAAAGGUGUAUCCACCUAUUCUCAUGAUCGAACGAUCAUCAACUGAUACACCGCGAAACAAUUACAGGGUGAUUGGAAGUCCCCUGCGGUUGGAGUUCCGCGAUGUGCUGCGCCGGGAUCCAGUUCCUCCUGAAGGGGAUUUUCUACUGCAAGCUGAUGAACUUCAGGCGUAUGCAAAGGCUGUUUGGAAUGCACUCCCAGAUAACGAUUCUUAA